Messenger RNA from Danio aesculapii, 4556 nucleotides. It is a transcript of the gene prkag1, whose product is annotated as protein kinase, AMP-activated, gamma 1 non-catalytic subunit. The coding region runs from base 148 to 1140 and encodes 330 amino acids. Lineage: Eukaryota; Metazoa; Chordata; Actinopteri; Cypriniformes; Danionidae. The record is from RefSeq and is a predicted model, not a curated record. The transcript is spliced from 13 exons.
AGAGUCUUCCUCAUCCUCGGAGGAGUCUGUCAGCAAGCAGCGGUACGAGGAGCGAGUUAAACAUCCAAUUCUGCUACCGGAGACCGAAUUAAACUCAAUUCCCGCAUUCAGAAAUCGAAGUGAAGGUCUUCACACUGUGAAUGGAUCAUGGAGUGUGUUCCUGCUGUUCUAGAUGAGUUGGAUUGUAAAAAGGAGAUGCACAUAGAGGAUCCUGAAUUUAAUGUGUACACCCGCUUCAUGAAAUCCCACCGCUGCUAUGAUCUGGUACCAACUAGUUCCAAAUUAGUGGUGUUUGACACUUCUCUCCAGGUGAAGAAAGCAUUCUUUGCACUAGUGUCUAAUGGUGUGAGAGCAGCGCCGCUCUGGGACAGCAAGAAACAAUGCUUCGUUGGUAUGCUGACCAUCACUGAUUUCAUCAAUAUACUUCAUCGCUAUUACAAAUCUCCACUGGUCCAGAUAUAUGAGUUAGAAGAGCACAAAAUAGAGACCUGGAGAGAGGUUUACUUACAAGAUUCCUUUAAGCCUCUAGUGAGCAUAUCACCCAAUGCCAGCCUAUAUGAUGCAGUUUCAUCUCUACUAAAGCAUAAGAUCCACAGAUUACCUGUCAUCGAUCCUCUAACGGGAAAUGCUCUCUACAUCCUUACGCACAAGAGGAUCCUCAAAUUCCUCAAACUCUUUAUAUCUGAGAUGCCCAAACCUGCGUUUCUGUCUCAAACACUGGAGGAGCUGAACAUCGGGACGUUUGAGAACAUUGCAGUGGUUCACUCCGAUACGCCACUGUACGCCGCGCUCGGCAUCUUCGUGGAGCAGAGAGUGUCUGCUCUUCCUGUGGUGGAUGAAAAUGGACGUGUGGUUGACAUCUAUUCCAAGUUUGAUGUUAUAAAUCUGGCAGCUGAAAAGACCUACAAUAACCUGGACAUCACCGUGACUAAAGCGCUCCAGCAUCGCUCACAGUAUUUCGAGGGUGUGCUGACCUGCAGAGCCAGCGAGACGCUCCAGGCCAUCAUCAACAGACUAGUGGAGGCCGAGGUUCACAGGUUAGUGAUCGUGGAUGAGCAGGAGGUUGUGAAGGGCAUCGUGUCUCUGUCUGAUAUCUUACAGGCCUUAGUUCUCACCAGUGGAGAUGACGGAAGUGCUUGAUGGAAGUAGAGUUCAGACGAGCGUCUCUGUAAGUCUUAAUCUAUUAGAGGAGCCCCAGGAAAAAGAGGGAAAAUGCAAACAUCCCAAAAACAAGAGUUAAUAAAAGCACAAGUCAUUCAUCAGAAAACAAACAGCUUUUAUAACAAGACACUUUUUCUUUGUUAAAGAAAUGAGCCCAAAACUCGCUGUGCCCAUUCAGGGAGUUUUAAUAAUAAAACGUCAUUCAGGAGAAUUGAAUUCUGCUUAGAUGAAAAAAAAGAGAGUAGAGACAUACAUGAGGUCAAAGGUCAACCCUGGAGUAAUCAUUGACUUGAUAAAGCGCUUCAGGAAGAAAUGGUGUGUUUUACAGGGUAAUGUAGCGUGUUUUCUCUUUUGAUAUUGAAAAAAUCCUUCAUUCUUGACUGUUUUCUACACUACACUGAUCUGAGAGCAGUAUUCACAGCCACUUCUGCUUCCUUUACAAUGUGAAUGUAGAGUAAAGGGAAUGAUUUGAUGAUGUUGAUUUUUAAACCGUUUAUAUUUAGUCAUUUACAGCUCUGUGAUGUUAAUUAACAUCAUAGUGUGUGUGUGUGUGUGUGUACAGAGUUGAAGGCAAAAAUGUUUAGCCCUCCUGUGAAAUGUUUUCAAAUAUUUUAUUUUUUCACAACACAUUUCUAAACAUAAUAGUUUCACUGAUUAGAUUUCUUUUGUCUUUGCCGUUAUGACAGGACGUCAUAUUUGUCUGGUUAUUUUGAAAGAUACUAGUGUUCAGCUUAAACAUCAUUUUCCCAACGUGUAUAAUAAUAUUGACCUUAAAAAAGUCCCCCCAAAACAAAAUAAUAAUAACAGGCUAAUAAAAUCGACCCCCAAAAUAAAAUAAUAAUAACAGGCUAAUAAAAUUGACCCCCAAAAUAAAAUAAUAAUAACAGGCUAAUAAAAUCGACCCCCAAAAUAAAAUAAUAAUAACAGGCUAAUAAAAUUGACCCCCAAAAUAAAAUAAUAAUAACAGGCUAAUAAACUUAACCCCCAAAAAUAAAAUAAUAAUAACAGGCUAAUAAAAUUGACCCCAAAAUUAUAAUAAUAAUAAUAACAGGCUAAUAAACUUGACCCCAAAAAUAAAAUAAUAAUAACAGGCUAAUAAACUUAACCCCCAAAAUAAAAUAAUAAUAACAGGCUAAUAAAAUCGACCCCCAAAAUAAAAUAAUAAUAACAGGCUAAUAAAAUUUACCCCCAAAACAAAAUAAUAAUAACAGGCUAAUAAAAUUGACCCCCAAAAUAAAAUAAUAAUAACAGGCUAAUAAAAUUGACCCCCAAAAUAAAAUAAUAAUAACAGGCUAAUAAACUUGACCCUAAAAAUAAAAUAAUAAUAACAGGCUAAUAAACUUGACCCCAAAAAUAAAAUAAUAAUAACAGGCUAAUAAAAUUGACCCCAAAAUUAUAAUAAUAAUAAUAACAGGCUAAUAAACUUGACCCCAAAAAUAAAAUAAUAAUAACAGGCUAAUAAACUUAACCCCCAAAAUAAAAUAAUAAUAACAGGCUAAUAAAAUCGACCCCCAAAAUAAAAUAAUAAUAACAGGCUAAUAAAAUUUACCCCCAAAACAAAAUAAUAAUAACAGGCUAAUAAAAUUUACCCCCAAAAUAAAAUAAUAAUAACAGGCUAAUAAAAUUUACCCCCAAAAUAAAAUAAUAAUAACAGGCUAAUAAAAUUUACCCCCAAAAUAAAAUAAUAAUAACAGGCUAAUAAAAUCGACCCCCAAAAUAAAAUAAUAAUAACAGGCUAAUAAAAUCGACCCCCAAAAUAAAAUAAUAAUAACAGGCUAAUAAAAUCGACCCCCAAAAUAAAAUAAUAAUAACAGGCUAAUAAAAUCGACCCCCAAAAUAAAAUAAUAAUAAUAAUUUCUUAAAGGGGCUAAUAAUAUUGACCUUUAAAAAAAAGUCCCCUCAAAACAAAAUAAUAACAGGCUAAUAAAAUUGACCAAAAAAAUAAAAUAAUAAUAAUAAUAAUAAUUAUUAUUAUUAUAAAUAUUAAAGGGGCUAAUAAUAUUGACCUUAAAAAAAGUCCCCCAAAAUAAAAUAUUAAUAACAGGCUAAUAAAAUUGACCCCAAAAAUAAAAUAAUAAUUUCUUUAAAGGGGCUUAUAAUACUGACCUUAAAAAUCCUCUCAAAAUAAUCAAAUAAAAUAAGAAUAAUUUCUUAAAGGGGCUAAUAAUAUUGACCAUAAAAGUUCCCCAAAAUAAUAUAAUAAUAAUUAUUAUUAUAAAAACGGCAUCACGGUGGCUCAGUGGUUAGCACUGUCGGCUCACAGCAAGAAGGUCACUGGUUCGAGUCCCAGCUGGGUCAGUUGGCAUUUCUGUGUGGAGUUUGCAUGUUCUCCCCAUGUUGGUGUGGGUUUCCUCCGGGUGCUCCGGUUUCCCCCACAGUCCAAACACAUGCACUAUAGGGGAAUUGAAUAAGCUAAAUUGGCCGUAGUGUGUGAGUGUGUAUGGGUGUGUACCAGUGUUGGGGUGUUGCUGGAAGGGCAUCCGCUGUGUAAAACAUAUGCUGGAUGUGGCGACCCCUGAUUAAUAAAGGGACUAAGCCGAAAAGAAAAUGAAUGAAUGAAUGAAUAAUAAUAAUAAUAAUAAAAAUCCACCCUAAAAUAAAAUAAUAAUAAUAAUUUAUUAAAGGGGCUAAUAAUAUUGACUUUAAAGAGAUCUCUUUUUUUUUUAAUGGCAAAGAAAAAGAAAUCAAACUGUGUCUAGAAUAAAUAAAUAAUGGGACAUUUAAAUGCUAUUGUUUUAAAUUGAAAUUUCAUUGAAGGGCUAAAAGUCUUCCUCUUUAACUGCGUAUAAUCAUAGAUCAAUUAUUCAUUUCUUCUUGAUUUUCUUGAUUGUUUCGGGCCGCACAGACUCGUGUUUUAUUCCUGAUUUCACUUCUUCUAUAUGCUUUUAAAAUGUCGCUGAUUUUAUUUGAUUCAAACACAUUCACCAGCCUUUAUUAAAUUGCUAACAGCUUUUAUUUAUAACCGCUAUAGUGAAGAACAGCGACACAAACUGUCAGCAGUGCAUUAUGGGUAAUCUGUCUCUUCGUUUCAGGUGCUUCCACAAUUAGCAGCUAAUGUCAUUUGACCAAAAUGUAUCAUGGGGUCCAAAAAUGAAGAUGUUAAGAAGUUAGACCUUUAUUAUGAAGGGUUAUAGUUUGUUAUUAAUAAUUUGAGAGUUGUUUUUUUCCCGCUAAACUGAAUAUGAGAAGCAUCAGACGACGCGCACUUUUGUUGUUUUUAUCGUAGCUGGUCUCGCUACACAACAGAUCAUUCCGUCAUGUUAUGGUAUUAUAUGUUCUGUCAUGUUAUUAUAUUCAUUUUUGUGUAAAUACACCUGAACUGUUUUCUAAUUCUGUCUUUACAAAGAGGUUUUAUUCAAGGCACAACUAAAUAAAUUUUAUUCCGUUUAUCAGUU